AUGCAGUGAGCUCAGCUGGAAGCUCCUGGUUCCAAGACCCUGAAGUUCCCUUGCCUGACAUCAUCCCAAGGGCCAGUAAGCCUUCUCUGCUCCACUAUUCAAGGGGGACUGGGGAGCUGAGAGGGACAGAGACACUUGGACUCAUCAAGACCUCAAUGCUCCUUCCUUCCAAAGAUACCAGUUUUCUCUGUGUAGCUUACCUCUGUCUCCCCCCAACUUGGCUCUCAACUUGGACCAUGUCCUUAUCUCCAUGGUCCUCACCCAUUGCUCUGCCAUGGGGUCACCUUCCACUUCCACGUCUUGCUCUUGUGUCCUUGUUUCAGCCUUGGAUUCUGAGGCAUCCAAAUGAAGUCCCUCCCCACUGAGGAGCUGAGAGGGAUGUUAUGGCUGGGGCUAGGCUACGGGGGAUGCCUCACACCCAUUGCUGGUUCUUUGCAACCCACUCUGCCUGGGCUUGUCUGGACAGGAAACAAUUAUGCCACUUGGAAUGGGAGGCAGGGUGACAUGUGGGAAGGGACAGUGUGUAAUAGCAGAGAGGAUAUCCAGAGGGAGGAGUUGUUCUGAAGCUGAUGUACUGGACCAAUGCCCAGGGAGGAUUUGAGGGAGCUUGAGCUACAAGAAAAAAGGCAGUGGGUCUCCAGAUUCCUGUAGCCAUGCUGCACUUGCUGUUCAGGUGGGCUCUGCCCUGGGCCAUGCUCCUACUACUACUAGGUUCCCAGCUCCUGGUGACUCACAGCUGGAUUUCCCAAGAGGAUAAAGACAGUUAUGAGCAAAGGGACAUAGAACUUCAUUUCCCUGCUACUGUGGAGUAUGCCUUGCACAUAUUCAACCUACAGAGCAAGGACUCAAUGGCCUACAGGUUGGUGCACAUCCUGAAUUCCUGGAAGGAACAGAUAGAAGACAUUCUGACAUUCUCCAUGGAGAUAAAGCUUCGUAGAACUGAAUGUGAGAAAUUUGAUGAUGACAUUGACAACUGUCCCUUUCAAGAAAGCGCAGAGCUGAACAAUACCAUCACUUGUUUCUUCACCAUCAGCACUGAGCCUUGGAGAACCAAGUUUGUACUCCGGAAUAAGACCUGCUUGGAAGACUUCCUUUGAUUGAGGUCAUGUCCCACCUGGCCUCUAGCUGAUCUUCUUUUGGACACCAGCAUUUCUCUGUAGGAGGCAACACAGGUUGUUCUCUUGCAAGUAUCUGGGUCUCACUUCCAGGCAUUGUGGAAAUGCCUCAUUGUCCAAUUUUUUCGUGUAGAAUAGAUCAUUAAACAUCUGCAUUUCAAGAA
Mustela lutreola (European mink) is the source of this 1279-nucleotide messenger RNA. Its product is annotated as cystatin-9-like. Gene Ontology annotation, biological process: antimicrobial humoral response. Gene Ontology annotation, molecular function: cysteine-type endopeptidase inhibitor activity. The transcript has 3 exons. The record is from RefSeq and is a predicted model, not a curated record. NCBI's taxonomy places the organism in Eukaryota, Metazoa, Chordata, Mammalia, Carnivora, Mustelidae. Bases 654 to 1097 code for a protein of 147 amino acids.